CCGGAAGUAACCCCCGAAGGUGACUGAGACUAUUCUGGGGUAUUGAAUUUGUUGGUGGGUGCCACCUUACGUCGAGGGAUUUCGGCACCGGUCUCCAUGGCGCUUCCGAUCGGGAGACGGCUGGCCCUCCUCCUGAGGAGGAGCUGGACGGCGAGUUGGCGGGCGCGGCGGCAGCAGCAGCAGCGGGAGACCACCUCCCGCCCGUGGCCGGCCGCGCGCUCGCCGCCGCCGUUGGGCGGCCGCCCGGGCCCGUGUCCGCGCAUGCGCCACCGGCCCCCGGGCGUCCCCCUCUCCACCUCCUCUGUCGGCAGAAUGGCCUCCAGGGAGUUUAACCCAACUCUCCCCGCCACCGACUGGAAAGUGGCCAAAAAGCACUUGGAGGAAAUUGAUCAGACAGAGAGAAGAUGUUAUUACAAAUCCGAAAGAUUUGUCGUCCUGGAUGAAAUUCCAACGUGGAAGGACUUUUCUGCAAAGGAAGAGUUGAAGCAGCCAGCAACACACUACAAGAAGGAUGACAUUCUGAAUGAAAAGGUUUCACUCUUGCAGGAGGAUCUCACAAAGCUGGAAAUUGAUGCAAUCGUGAAUGCAGCAAAUUCUUCGCUGAUGGGAGGAGGGGGAGUGGACGGCUGUAUUCACUCGGCAGCGGGGCCGCUAUUGAAGAAGGAAUGUUGGGAGCUCGGCGGGUGCAGUCCAGGCGAUGCUAAAAUUACCGGCGGCUAUUGCCUGCCUGCCAAGUAUGUCAUCCACACCGUGGGACCGGUCGUACGGGGGAAGGAACGGCUUCCCGAGAAGGUCCUGCAAAGCUGCUACGAGACCAGCCUGGGACUUGCCCGCGAAAAUAACCUGCGAACCAUAGCUUUCCCCUGUGUGUCAACUGGAAUUUAUGAACGGCGUGAGUACAGCUGUGCAGAGUCCAGCCCCCUUCAGCCUCCUCUGAGAGCAGAGACACCGGUGAGCGCUCUUGACCGUCGAGGACGAGUUCUGGGGCUGCGAGAGAUCGCGUGA
Hypanus sabinus (Atlantic stingray) is the source of this 1005-nucleotide messenger RNA. RefSeq names its product ADP-ribose glycohydrolase MACROD1-like. NCBI's taxonomy places the organism in Eukaryota, Metazoa, Chordata, Chondrichthyes, Myliobatiformes, Dasyatidae. Gene Ontology annotation, biological process: purine nucleoside metabolic process; DNA damage response; peptidyl-glutamate ADP-deribosylation. Gene Ontology annotation, cellular component: nucleoplasm. The record is from RefSeq and is a predicted model, not a curated record. Gene Ontology annotation, molecular function: ADP-ribosylglutamate-[protein] hydrolase activity. The transcript has 8 exons. Bases 97 to 1005 code for a protein of 302 amino acids.